AUGAAACUGGAGAAUAAAGAUAUCUCACAUCACUCACCGGACUCAUCUGACUCAUCCGAAGAGGACUCACCUCAGCAGAAGGUCAAGGUUAACAGCGUUAAGCAUGUUCUCGUUAAUGGCAAAGGAAAACCAAAGCCCUAUACAGAGACAGAGAAUGGGACCAAGGCCAACGAAGAUCCCUGUGACCCGGGCAUGAAGACGGGCCUCAAGCACCUCUACUCCGGCAAGGAAGACAAGAAAGGCCGGUUUCAAUGGCAAGAGGAGAUCCCCGAAGACGUUGGUGAUCCAGUGGAAAACGACGAAACUGCGAAAUGGGCGCUGCUCGUGCGCAAUGUCAAGGUCUACAAUGACCCCCGACGUGUCCUGUCUAUCCACUCCAUCGUCGUUCAGAGCCCGCUACUCAAAGAUAUGCUCGCUGGUGUACUUAAAAACUAUCCUGGCGUCACCGUGGGUCUUACGCGCCUCGAGUUCAGCGGCAAAUUCGAACCUCUGAUCCAUAGAUGGGUAGAGCUUCAGGAAGCCAUCGCCAAAUUGGGCGGGGACACGGAAGAUCAGCGCACAACCAAAGCGCAUGCAGAACUUCUCAAGGAUGUCCUCACCAAGGAGUUCAAGACUAUGAUCGACACUUCCCAAGAUAUGAAGAGUAAGCGGGUCAUGACAUAUGAGCAUCUCUGGACCUUGUUCCAGCCUGGAGUGACUGUGUUUUCGAGGCAAGACGGCCAAGAAACAGCCAUGACUCUGGUCGAGACACGUUAUGGUCAAGAUGCCAAGGGCGCUCCUUGCUUCUGGGCGACGUGCAAGUACGUUGAUUGGGACGGCGCUAGGUUUGGCACUAACAAGAUCAAUCUCUCCGUCGCUGCAUAUACUGGUACUCGCGCCAUCACUUCGCUGCGCGUAUAUCCCCUUCAAUUCCAUCCAGAAGGCGAUGCCAUUCGUACGCGUCUUAUCGAGCGUGGUGCUAAAGCUGAGGCGCUUGCUGGUGCCAACUAUACAGCAUACCAAGGUGUCGCUUGGAGGCAGGGCGGGUUUGGAAACAAGGAUAAGUACAACGUCAAAGGCCGAAUUGUCAUCGACACCUAUGGCUGGAAUCGUUUCAACCCUACCCAUUCCAUCUUUGUUUCACCGCUCAAUUGGAAAGAGCCGACUCCUAUGUCACUUCGUAAUAUGCAUGGUCUUCGAGAAUAUUCAUAUGGCGAGGGCAAUAAUGAUGAUGGUAAUGAAGACUAUGAAUAUGAAGAGGACGACUGCGGGAUGCCUAUGGACGGCGCUUUUGCCGACGAGGAGGACGCUGCUAAGCACGUGCCCUUGACAGACGAACAAAAACUCAUCUGCUCUCCACUUCUCCGUGGUUACAGUCUGAAGAACAAGCUCUGGCUCAACUUCUUCGUUGGCUGUGUUAGGGAUAUCGAAUGGCAAACGGAUGCCUUUGAUCGUCUCGUCUUACCUAGGAACCAAAAAGAGCUGAUCCUAGGUUUCACCGAAUCUCAACGCAAGUUCCGAGAUACCUUUGACGAUGUCAUAGAAGGCAAGGGCAAGGGCAUGAUUAUCCUGCUCUGUGGACCUCCAGGUGUAGGCAAGACUCUCACAAGCGAAUCAGUAGCAGAGGAAAUGAAGGUCCCUCUUUACAUGAUGAGCGCUGGAGACCUCGGCUUUGACCCCCGCAAGGUCGAAACAAAACUCCAAGAUAUCCUCGAAAUGUGCAGUCGCUGGAACGCCGUCCUCCUGCUCGACGAAGCAGACGUCUUUCUAGAACAACGUUCCCUUCACGAGCUCGAGCGCAAUAAACUCGUCUCCAUCUUCCUCCGCGUCCUGGAAUACUACGAAGGCACCAUGUUCCUCACCACCAACCGCGUCCAAACUUUCGACCCGGCAUUUCAGUCGCGCAUCCACAUCUCGCUCGAUUACCCCGGCCUCACCGUCGAAUCGCGCAAGACGGUCUGGAAGAACUUUUUGGAGUCAUCAUCGCAGGAUCACGAGAUUUCCAAAGCUCAGCUCACGGAGCUCGCGCGUAUGGACCUGAAUGGUCGCCAGAUCAAGAAUAUUCUCAAGAUUGCUAGGUUGCUGGCUAGUCGUAAGGAGGAGAAGCUUAGUCUUGAUCAUAUCACUACUACUAUGGAUGUUACGCAGCAUCUGCAUAACGAGACUCAAUUCAGCGAGCGUACAAAGGGGACUUUGUAUGGGUAGGGUGUUUUGGGUGGGCUCUGGUGCACAUGCGAGUUCCAUUCCGUUUUUAAAAGCUGCUUUUUUUAGGUAGUUCAAGGUCUUGCGUUCCUUAUUUUGUAUAUAGAGGCGUGGAUGGGAGGGUAUUGAACUUGAGAGGCAGGUCUCGAGGCCUGUACUGCUAGUCUUGAGAUCCAACAUAUGUGUUUGCUCA
This is a messenger RNA of Pyrenophora tritici-repentis Pt-1C-BFP, 2374 nucleotides long. RefSeq names its product SpoVK, ATPase AAA+ class. Gene Ontology annotation, molecular function: ATP binding; ATP hydrolysis activity. The record is from RefSeq and is a predicted model, not a curated record. Lineage: Eukaryota; Fungi; Ascomycota; Dothideomycetes; Pleosporales; Pleosporaceae.